This is a messenger RNA of Anisakis simplex (herring worm), 549 nucleotides long. NCBI's taxonomy places the organism in Eukaryota, Metazoa, Nematoda, Chromadorea, Rhabditida, Anisakidae. The record is from the annotation of a GenBank genome assembly.
AUGCGUGAUGAUUGUGGAAAGUUUACUUACUUGUUGAUUAUGAGAUGUGACCGACGAAACUUUCAGAGUUCCGAAGAAUGGAAGUCGUCAACGAAACGAGAGACUCUUCUUGGACUGGAACAAGAACUGGACAAACUGCUGAAAACGGCCACAGCUGAUUCAGCUGAUAAUGUGAAGAAGGAACUGAAUGGCUUCCGUAAUCUCUUCUCACGUUUUCUUCGUGUAAGAACGACUGUUGAUUGGAUGAAGAUUAAUCCACUGCCCGACAAUGCCAUUAUCCCAUACAAAAAGGUGAAAAUAGGUGAUAUGGAAAAGGCAAAAAUCGCGGAACGUCUCAACAAAUUGGUGGUCGUGAAGCUGAAUGGUGGAUUAGGUACGUCGAUGGGCUGCAAGGGACCAAAAUCAGUGAUUUCAGUCCGUAACGACUUGACUUUCCUCGAUCUCACCAUGCAACAAAUUCAGGUUGGACAUUCAUCGUUGUUUCAUGAAUUUCGUUUUCAAAUUGACCUUUGUUUCACUUUCUGUUUCAUAUCUAGCAUGUGCCUAUAA